AUCCUACUCAUGAAUAUCAGACCGAAUUUGAUCUAAUCGAGUGAAUAAAGUUCGAGCCCGGAAAUUUUUAAUGGUAUGAGUAAAAUUUGAACCCAACUAUUACGAAUGAUGAGUGAACAUUCUUUUCUUACUGUGCAUCCGGAAUUCACCUAUUAUUUUAAAAUGUGUUGCAAAUGAUGAUGGUUUAUGAGACUCGUGAUCGUAUCUAUACUCGAAAACUAGUCCCUCUCAAUUACGUGUUUUUUGUUAUACUUAGUAAAUAGUCGGUUUCGUGUCGUUUAUAUCGAUUCACUUAUUUGUAAUUAGGUUCCAUAAUUACCUAGUCACUCUCACUCCCUAUAUCUACUAGCAAUAUGAUCCUUACGGCCUUGCCCAAUCCCUUUUUCCCGUUUCAUUGCACGCCUUACCGUCUGUUACUGAUAUGAUUUUACAGUGUUAGUCGCUUCGUCUACUCUUGCCGCUUCCCAACAACGCAUCGAAAAAGGGAAGCAAGAGAAGGGCUAAAUCCUUGUUUGGAUUCCCUAUUUAUUUCUUCAGCAACGUAUUACUACCAAUUUGGUCUUUUGUCCGAUCCUGUCACCAUGGAAUGCCACUUGAAGCUCAUGAUCAGAACCCCCGCCAGGAAUUUCCCUUCACCGUCGCCGGCGGACUUCCCCCACGAGUUCGCCGGUCUCCGGAUGUUGACCCAGCACUUCGCAUUUUACUGCCACUGCCGCCGCCGCCGGCCAGCUGAAGAGUUCUAUCGGCUGGAAUGCAAGAUUCCGAUCAAACGGGUCGUUCUGAGAACGGAUCUGGUAAGCCUCUGCGCGGCAGACCGUUGGGCCAACAAUGGCGGCGGCGGCCCUGCCGCUCUGCUUUCUGGAUCGAAGGAUGUGGCAGAGGAGGAGGAGGAGAAGACAAUGGCGGCAGGGGAAUGGAGCUGUGGGGUGUGUAAGGUUGUUGCCAAAACUGAGAGACAAUGGAAGCAGCACGUCGAAGGCAGUAGACACAAGGCGAAUGUCGUCGAAGCAGCUCGAAGCGUGGGCAAGGAGAUGACGAUGAUGAUGAUGAUGAAUCCGAAGUCCGUGCGGAAACAGGAGAAGAAGCCAGCUGCUGCUGCAGCAGGCAGGAGGAUAGGGUCCAGAACGGCGGGGUUCGAGUUUUGGUGUGAAGCUUGUGAAGUUGGGACUUAUUCUCUGGAUGGCAUGAUCAAGCAUAUUGGCGGGAGGAGGCACGCCGGAGGGAUUAAGGAACUCCAUAAUGCUGGUCGGCGUCUGGCCGGCGACGAAAGGGUUUGCUAGAUUUUUGAGGAAGUUAGAGGAUGUAUAAAAUGUGAAAACAAUGUGUAGGGUGCAAGAAUCCUCUGGAGGGGCUGAUAUUUGCGUCCGGGUAGUUGAGGGUAUUUAUGGUGGACAUGUGUGAUGGGUCAAUUUAAUUUCGAAGAAAUUUUUAGUUGCUUAGGGCUUGUUCUCGUUGCUUACGUAUGUUCGCUUUGUUGAUCGGAUUUGUAAUAAAAAGGGCAUAUUUAG
Molecule: messenger RNA, 1508 nt
Organism: Linum trigynum
Lineage: Eukaryota; Viridiplantae; Streptophyta; Magnoliopsida; Malpighiales; Linaceae
Source: the annotation of a GenBank genome assembly